Messenger RNA from Rhododendron vialii, 1173 nucleotides. RefSeq lists its product as uncharacterized. Gene Ontology annotation, biological process: proteolysis. NCBI's taxonomy places the organism in Eukaryota, Viridiplantae, Streptophyta, Magnoliopsida, Ericales, Ericaceae. Gene Ontology annotation, molecular function: aspartic-type endopeptidase activity. The transcript is spliced from 2 exons. The record is from RefSeq and is a predicted model, not a curated record. Bases 1 to 1173 code for a protein of 390 amino acids.
AUGACUAUUGUUGACUAUGAAGCUGAAUUUACUAAUUUGGCAAAAUUUGGGCCCCACACCAUUGAUACUGAUAAUAGGAAGGCGCGUAAAUUUAAAGAUGGGUUAAUACCUGGAAUUAGAAAUGUUGUUAAACCACUAUGCCUGCCUACAUAUGCGGACGUUCUCGACCGUGCUCUCAUAGUGGAACAAGGAUGCGAGGAUGUCAGAAAAAUUUCUAAAUCUAAAACGAGGAAUAAUAUGAAUGUUGGGAGAAAUACCGGAUAUGACAAUCCAAAGAGACAGAAAUUGGGAAAGUGGAUCAAAGAGGGAGUCAUCUUGCUUAACGGCCAUAUUCAGAGGGACUGCCCAAAGAAGUUAACUGGAGCCAAUGCGGUGGCAAUAGGGAUCAACGUCAAAAAUCUUACCAGGCAGAAGACGGGGACAAAUCAGAAACAAGAAAAGGCUUUCGCGCUAACUCCUAGAGAUCCACGAAAUACAGAAUCAGUUGUUGCAGGUACUAUACUCAUCUGCUCCACUCCUGCCUAUGUACUUUUUGAUUCGGGAUCAACACAUUCUUUUAUUGCUAGCCAGUUUGCGUUGAAGUUGUCUAAAAGCCCCGAACCACUUGCAUAUGAAUUAUUAGUGUCAGCAUCUUUGAAUAGUAGCACAAUAUGUAAAUUGAUAUAUAGGGAGUGCGAUGUGAAGUUUGGGGGUAAAAAGUUGAUAGCAGACCUAAUAUCUAUGCCUAUAGGUUACUUUGAUGCAAUUAUAGGAAUGGACUGGUUAUCUAACAAUGGUGUUACUAUAGAUUGUAAGAAUAAGUCCAUUGUCUUUCGAAACCCUGGGCUAGAUGAGUUUCGGUUUAUUGGAGAAAUAGUGUUCUCACCUCCAUAUUGCAUUUCUCCUGCUCAUGCUCAACGACUUCUAAAAAAGGGUUGCGAAGGGUACUAUUGCAGUAUAGUGUCGUUUAAGACCAAAAAAGAAAUGUUGGAAAGAAUCCCUGUGGUUCAAGAUUUUUCGGAGGUUUUUCCAGAAGAUUUGCCUGGAACGCUAGUGGACAGGGAAAUAGAAUUCUCAAUUGACCUGGCACCCGAUAUACAACCUAUUUCCAAAGCACCCUAUUGGAUGGCACCAGCAAAGCUUAAGGAACUGAAAGUGCAACUACAAGAAUUACUGGAGAAAGGUUUUAUAUGA